UAUUGAAGAACUAAGAUGGUGCAUCAUCUUCAAAGAAAUCAGCUUCUAUGGAAAAAGGGUCUUGUUCAAAUUAAUGGCCAAGAAUUAGAAGAUGAUCAAAGAUCUUUAAAUUUGUUUAAUGGAAAGAAAACGAGGCCAAUCCUUGUUUAUUUUCUCUUGAUUUCUCUUAUCAUCUCUUGCAGCUUCAUAUUUGGUCCUCAACUCAGUUUCCGUCCCGAUUCAUCAUAUUCAUCUUUUAUUGGUGAUGAUAGUCCUAUUGUUAAUGAAAUCGAUGUUCCUCUCUGCUCUUCUGUCGCUAAUGGAACUAUAUGUUGCGAUAGGAGUAGUAUUCGAUCGGAUAUAUGUAUAAUGAAGGGCGAUGUAAGAACACAUUCGUCGUCAUCUUCUAUUUACGUUUACGACGAAAACGAGCAAAAUAGAGAAGAAUUCGACGGGGAACUUCAACAAGAAGAGAACAUAAGGCCUUAUACACGAAAAUGGGAAUCUCAAACAAUGAGCUCGGUCUCUGAAUUGCAUUUAAUCUCGAAGAGAGUAAAUCCCGAUGUAUAUCGCAACCACACGUGCGAUAUCAUUCAUAAUGUUCCCGCGGUUUUCUUCUCAACCGCGGGAUACACUGGGAAUGUUUAUCACGAAUUCAAUGACGGUAUAUUGCCAUUGUACAUCACUUCUCAACGCUUCAACAAGAAAGUCGUGUUUGUUAUUGAAGAAUAUCAUGAUUGGUGGUACACUAAAUAUGCCGACGUUCUAUCGGAACUUUCUGAUUACGCCCCUAUCGAUUUCCACGGAGAUAAACGAACGCAUUGCUUCCCGGAAGCUAUCGUUGGUCUCAAGAUUCACGACGAAUUGACCGUCGAUCCUUCCUUAAUGGAAGGGAGCGAAACCGUGAAGGACUUUCGACAACUUUUGGACCGGGCCUACUGGCCAAGAAUCAGUGGUUUGAUCAAGGGCGGGACCAUAAGUCCCGCACUCAGUUCGAAACCUAAACUAACUAUCAUUUCUAGACAAGGGUCUAGAGCCAUAUUGAAUGAAAAUUCAUUGGUGAAGAUGGCGGAAGAGAUUGGUUUCGAGGUUGAGAUAUUGAAACCAGCGAAGACAUCAGAGUUGGCGAAGAUUUAUCAAUCGUUAAAUUCGAGUGAUGUGAUGAUUGGAGUACAUGGAGCCGCUAUGACACAUUUUCUAUUCAUGAGGCCGGGGUCAGUUUUUAUUCAAGUAAUACCUCUUGGGACUGAAUGGGCUGCCGAGACUUACUAUGGGGAACCAGCGGUUAGGCUCGGUUGUAAGUAUGUCGGGUAUAAGAUCCUCCCCAAGGAAAGCUCGUUGUACGAUGAGUACGAUAGGAACGAUCCUGUUCUUAACGACCCGGAUAGUAUCGGAAAGAAGGGUUGGGAAUUCACUAAGAAGAUAUAUCUUGAUCGUCAAAACGUGAGAUUGAAUCUUGCGAGAUUUCGAAAGCGAUUGGUUCGAUCCUAUGCAUAUUCUAUGGCUAAGAAGAAUCGUCGCAUUAACCAUCCUUCAAAGUAGUUGAACUCGAAAAACUUUCUUUUUUGUGAAAAAAAUUGAUUUUUUUAUUAUUUUGAGAGGCAAAACUUAAGGGACAUCAUGAGAUGAAAAUGUAAAAAAAGAAAAAAAUAAGUCCCAUUUAUUGUAUACAACUUUACAUGUACAUUCAAGAUAAAGAAAGUAAAGAUACAUUACAUUUCAUAUUUUAUAAUAAAGUCUUGCUUUUAAAUUU
Impatiens glandulifera is the source of this 1732-nucleotide messenger RNA. RefSeq names its product xylan glycosyltransferase MUCI21-like. The record is from RefSeq and is a predicted model, not a curated record. Gene Ontology annotation, molecular function: glycosyltransferase activity. NCBI's taxonomy places the organism in Eukaryota, Viridiplantae, Streptophyta, Magnoliopsida, Ericales, Balsaminaceae. Bases 16 to 1521 code for a protein of 501 amino acids. The transcript has 3 exons.